Molecule: messenger RNA, 1480 nt
Organism: Amaranthus tricolor (Joseph's coat)
Lineage: Eukaryota; Viridiplantae; Streptophyta; Magnoliopsida; Caryophyllales; Amaranthaceae
Product: E3 ubiquitin-protein ligase RZFP34-like
Exons: 12
Coding region: 202-1032 (276 amino acids)
Biological process (GO): protein ubiquitination; ubiquitin-dependent protein catabolic process
Cellular component (GO): nucleus
Molecular function (GO): ubiquitin protein ligase activity; zinc ion binding
Source: RefSeq, a predicted model, not a curated record
ACAAAACAAGGAACCCAGCCAGCAGACUGAUUAAUAAACAAUGAUUAGAGUAUUUGAUUGGGUAUGAUGAUUAUCUUCUCCACAUCAGCUCUUACGCUAAUCCAAAUCAUUCACCCCCCCUUUCGCUCUUCUUCCUAAAUCCUAACGUCCCACUUAAUUCUCUUAUAGAAUUAUUGUUCUAUAAUUCUUCUAUUUUCUACAAUGAGCAGUGAAUGUGUGACGGAAUUAUCCAUGGAUUUCCCACAAAAAUCAUCAUCUUCUUCACUCGAUUUGAUGGAUUCUGCAUCUGGGAAUCAUGGAUGCAGGCAUUAUAGGAGAAGAUGUAAAAUUAGAGCACCUUGUUGUAAUCAGAUUUUUGAUUGUAGGCAUUGCCAUAAUGAAGCUAAGAAUUCUGUCGAAAUUGAUCUUCUGGAUCGACAUGAUAUUCCGCGCCAUGAGAUUAGAAAGGUUGUAUGCUCUCUAUGUGGUGUGGAACAAGAUGUUCGACAUAAUUGCAUCAACUGCGGGGUUUUCAUGGGGAAGUACUUCUGCUCAAUAUGCAAUUUCUUUGAUGAUGAUGUCUCAAAGCAGCAGUACCAUUGUGAUCAAUGUGGAAUUUGCAGAACCGGUGGAAAAGAUAACUUUUUUCAUUGUUCGUCGUGUGGUUGUUGUUAUCCAAAAACUAUGGAGGGUACACAUAGGUGCUUGGAGAAAGCAAUGCAUCAUGAUUGUCCUGUUUGUUGCGAGUUUCUAUUUGAUACAACGAAAGCUGUGAGUGUACUUGCUUGUGGGCAUACAAUGCACUUGGAAUGUGCUAAACAGAUGGAGCAGCAUUAUCGGUAUGCGUGCCCAAUUUGCUUGAAAUCUAUGUGUGAUAUGUCAAUAGUUUGGAGGAAGCUAGACGAAGAGGUAGCGUCUACACCACUGCCUGAGGAGUGUCAGAGGAUGGUGUCGAUUCUUUGCAACGAUUGUGAGGCUAAUUCUCAAGUUCAGUACCAUGUAUUGGCUCACAAAUGCCCGAAUUGCUUAUCCUACAACACAAAAUUGCGAUGACGACUAUUGAAGAGCUAAUGGAAGUUCCAAGUUCAGUACGGACGGUUUAGAGGCGCGGGAAAAUGAUAUUAGAAUAUGAUCAAAUGCUCGAUUAGGCCUCCUUAACAGAAGAUAUACAGUUUCAGAUCUCCAGUCGCUCGUUCUUGAAACGGUAUUAUUAGUAGAGAAUACAUAAUUGCAGGUCUUUCUCGAGCCGAGAGUUACUGAUUGGUUCAUGAAACGAUAGUAUUAGAGGAGAAUGCAUAAUUGCAGGACUUUCUCGAGUCGAGAGUCUUAUUGGCUGCAACUCCCUUUUAUCUCGUUUGUUCAGUUAAAAGUUAAGGGGAUAAACAUGAUUGCUCUAUAUUGUUUAGAGGGUUGUGUACCCUUUUUAAAAGGGAUAAACAUCUUGACUGUAACUGCAUAUUUUGGCCUACAAUUCAUCAAUUGAAAAGCUAUCAUUCUUUUA